GGCUGAGGGAUGGACGAUAUGUCAACAAAAAAAAGAAAAUAUCGCGAUACUUGAGCGCGAUAUCUUUACACAAUAUUUCCUAGGGCUUUUAAAACAAACUACCAAAACUUUUCACGUAAGAGUUGUUUAUCACUUUUAAACACAAAACGGUAUCACCGUGUGUUCAGUUAAAUCUGAAUGACACCUAAUAAUACACCAGAUGCUCUUAAAAACGUCUGAUUAUCACAGUAUGAAGUGUAAAAUACUGCGUGUUACACGUAAUAAAACACUCCACUGAUCUAAUGUACUGAUCGUUCAUCCCAAAGCUACUCAGAUAAGCUCUUUCACUUGUUUUAGUAACUGAAAUGUAAUUUCUGUGGCUUCUUUCUAAAGUAAACAUGGCCCUUUUUUUGUGUGUUUGUGUGUGUUUUCCCCUGUUAUCUUAAAUAAGUUGCUGCAAUUACUAUAUCAGCUCUAAUUGUGUCAUUAUUUAUGUUUUUAUACUGAACAUGAUCCACUACGGUGCCUUAAAGAUGCAGUUUUUGUAAAAUUGAGCUGGAAUAAUCAUCUGAUUAUUACAGAGACACUGAGACACACACACACACACACAUGGGCAAACACUCCCCGUGCAAAUAAAGUAAAGCUCAAGAACACCAGUCACUCAUUAACCUGAUCCAAAUCAUUCAUAACUGUCUGUAUAAUAUAUAUAUAUAGUGUGUGUAUUUGUGUGUGUGUGUUAAAUAGAUCUGUGACAGAGAGAAAAAUGAACAGAACUUGAGUGAAGGUUUCUUAACAUUUUGACAACAAAAUCCGUCGGACACACUUUGUUUUCCGCAUCAGAGGAAUUCGUGCUCCGUUCACCAAGCUGCCAGGAAAAAAAAAAAAAGGAAAAAGGGGAAACUUACACAAAUUCCAUCUUCGCACAAACAUGGCCGAUCGGCCAGGAUGUGGCUCCAGAGUAGAGCCUGUAGAUUUGCACCAUUUAACCUUUUACUAACACUGAAUAAUACAGAGGACGUCCGAUGACCACAGAGCUGACGAGUGGACAUCGUGCUGUUUUUACUGAUGAUACACAGAUUACAGAUACAGAUAUUUUCUCUGGAUAUAUUUAAGGACGCUGGUUAAUUUCCCAAUCCUGAGCAAGAAGGAGCUUUGUGGAAUAUUGAGCUUUAGAUUCCUGACAUUCCUAACACUUUAGGUGUAGUCUGUAUGGUAUGAAUUACAAUAAAACACACACACGCGCGCACACACACACACACACAGUUUUUCUGAUGUUACCUAAAGCGUGGUGUGUAAGAGGAAAGGCCAGAGCGCGGACGUUUUAUGAUGCGCCGGACAGAUGGACGGACAGAUGGGCGGAUUUGAGGAGGCUCUCGGUGCGCGCACUCGUCAUGUUCGAGGAAUUCUUCACACACGCUCAGCGAGGACGGUCCGGUCUGUUUGCUAGACAGUGCGCUUGUUUGUGUCUCUGUUCAGCUUAACACUCGCGCAUGUUGUGUGUGACACACCUUUGUAGUUUUAAGUCACACUGCAUUCACCUUCCUGUGUAACUAUAAGUAUUAAAUAUAGACUCCACCCUCAGUGUAGGUAUUUCGUGCAUUCAUGCUGGUGAUGCUUGUAGCUUGUCUCUUUAGGCUAGUUAGUGUAGCCAGUGUUGGACAUUGUCCAGUGACUUUAGUUUAGAUUUGAAAGCUCAAAUGUAGCUCACAGCAUACGAUCUGCUGCAGUUAUUUCUCUUUAAAUAAUUUGUAUGUUCAAUAUUUCAAUGUAAAUUGGCUGUUUGAAAGACGUGACAUGCCAGGCUUCGUCUUAGCUUUGUUUGAGGAUUAACAACCUAAACUAGCUACACUAUAUUGGAAAAGUUUUGGGACACUCCUCCAAUUCACUGAAUUCAAGUGUUUUUCAGGGGUUGGGCUCGAACCCUUAGUUCCAGGGAAAAGAACUCUUAAUGCUUCAGAUUCAUACCAAAACAAUUUGGACAAUUUCAUGCUUUGUGGGAACAGUUUGGGGAUGACGCCUUCCUGUUCCAACAUGACUGCACACCAGUGACCAAAGCAAGGUCCAUAAAGACAUGGAUGAGUGAGUUUGGUGUGGAGGAACUUGACUGUCCUGCACAGAGUCCUGACUUCAACCCCAUAGAACACCUUUGGGAUGAAUUAGAGCGGAGAUUGUGAGCCAGACCUUCUCGUCCAACAUCAGUGUCCGACCUCACAAAUGCGCUUCUAGAGGAACGGUCAAAAAUUCCCAUAAACACACUCCUAAACCUUGUGGAAAGCCUUCCCAGAAGAGUUGAAGCUGUUCUAGCUGCAAAGGGCGGGACAACUCCAUAUUACAUUCAUGUGCAUGUAAAGGCAGACGUCCCAAAACUUUUGGCAGUAUGUACAGUUCCUGGAGCACUGUGCUUCUCCUUAAUGCUCGUAAUGGAUUGAGUAAAAGGUUGUAUAUAACAGGGUGAAGUAAAACUAACACAAUUCCAUAAGUUGUUGGGGGGGAAACAACUCGUAUCGCACGUCCUGGACGUUUGGAUUUGUUCCUUUAAUGCACCGUACAUGACCAUGUAAAUCUGGCCCUAAUUUUUCCCUUUGGUCUGACCACAAAAUCACUGUAGUAGCUUUUCGAGGUGAUAAGAGAUUGAUAAAUGAGGUCUGCUGUACAUUACACUUGUGCUGCUCCCUAUUGCUGUGAGUUACAGAGCACCCCGAGACAGUUAAUUAGCUCUCUCCUGCUUUGAACGCUCAUCACAGUAAAUGUUAGUCUGCAAAUCACUGAGGAAAUCGCUUCUCGCCUCUUUCUUCGGAAAUCGUCGUCCCGCUCCUUUCUCGGAAAUCGGUCACUCGUGUGACGUCGGAGUUCCACACGUCAGAGAAAGUGGACAGACGUGUUAAAGCCAGGAUUUUUACGAGCAGCUGAUGUUGGAGAUGUUUUUCUUCUUUUUAAAAAAAGACGGCGCUGCAUCUUUAAACCUCCGUCAUGAACAUGGGUAACUAUUUUUAAAGUCCUGUCCUGCUCCUUCUCAAACACUGGAAUUUUUUAUUUUUAGACUUUAACUUUAUCGUGUGUGUGAGCUCUUGCGGUCGCACACCUGUCUAAAUGUUAUUUUCUCCUGGAGAGAAGCCUGUGGUUUCUGGAUCCCUGCUUUUUUAUUUUGUAAUAAAAAAAAAAAAUAAUAAAAAGGACGAAGAAAGCCAAAAUAACUUUGUGCUCGUUGGAAGCUUUUUUACAGAACGGGGAAGAAAAGGGAAAAAAAAUCAUGUUCUGUUGGUGGAAAUGGUGUAGAGUGGAGCGCUUCCAAGAACGGAGAAUCUGAAAAAGCAGAAUCAUGUUUUUAACUUUGGAGAGAGAGAUGGAGAGACGGAGAGACAGAGACAGACAGACAGAGAGAGAGAGAGAGACCAAGAGAGAGAGGGAGCGAUGGAGAGACAGAGACAGACCGAGAGAGAGCGAGAUGGAGAGACAGACAGACAGAGAGAGAGAGAGAGAGAGACAGGGGGAGAAAGAGAGAGGGGGGAGAGAGAGAGAGAGAGAGAGAGAGACUUUUUUUGAUGGUUGUUUACUUGAUCCAGUUAUUGAGAUUAUAUCCGUGUUGCAACAUGCUUUGAGUGAGCAAAGUGCGGUCCUGACAGUUCCACCAGCUGUCGCAGAGUCACAGUCUCUGAGGAGAUCAACGCUCUAGUUAAGGCUGGGGAGAUCCUGAGGAGAUCAACGCUCUAGUUAAGGCUGGGGAGAUCCUGAGGAGAUCAACGCUCUAGUUAAGGCUGGGGAGAUCCUGAGGAGAUCAACGCUCUAGUUAAGGCUGGGGAGAUCCUGAGGAGAUCAACGCUCUAGUUAAGGCUGGAACAUGUAAUAAGUGGAUAAGUCCUUGUCCGCUCUCUUUCUUGGGUAGGUUUAGUAUUCUUUGUGGUAACCAGUGCAGCUUAUUCCAGGAAAAGUCCACCAUCAUGGCCUGCAGGUCUGCUAAUAGUUUCAGAGGGGGGUCAGGCCAGUCUGUGAUGUAACACUGAAGCAAUUAGAUUAUUAACAGCCAAAGUUCUGCCCUUUAUAUGACAUCUUGGAAACAAGUCAUUAGCAUUUAUUAUGAUGUCCUUUUAUCUUUUCACCUGUACCUUUCCAGUUAUUACACCACUGCUGUCUCCCAGGUACACAGGUAUGAAUAUUUAAUGCCACCUGUUUUCCAUGUUAAGUUAUCUGGGAGACAUGGUUCCUCACCUUUCCAAUCCCCAACUAAAAUAGCUUCACUUUUGUUCCAGGUUACUUUUGCAGAUGAUAUCACAUGAAUCUUUCUUAUGAUAUCAGUGUCUCUCUGUUCAUUUACCAUCACAACAACAUAUGCAUAAGCUAAUGCACAGUGUGGGGUAUUACAGCUUGUUACCCAGACCAGUAAUCUUACUUAUCUGACAUAGUAAUGGUUCUAUGGCUAGGGCGUUUAACAUGCCGGACAGAGAGCAGCCCUGCCUAAUACCCCUAUACACUUUAAAAAGUACACAUAAACCACCGUUACCUUUCAGUACGCUCUCAAUGUUACUGUACAAAACCUGGAUCAUGGCUAUGGAACCUGAGUUGAACCCCAAACUCUCUAGAACCUGCCACAAAUACUGGUGUUCAACCCGGUCGCAAGCCUUUUCCUGGUCCAUAAAAAUAAGACCAGUCUUCAGCUCCAAUAGCCUAGAGACGUCCAGAAUGUCACAAAUCAAAUGUAUGUUGUCGUGGAUUGACCUGCCACGGUAUGUCUGUUCAAAGUGGAUGACUUGCUCCAUAACCUUCCCUAGUCUUGUUGCUAAUGCUCUGGAGAGCGCCUUACAGUCUGUGCAGAGUAGUGAGACGGGCCGCCAAUUUCUCAGGGCUGUUAGAUCACCUUUCUUUGGAAAUAGGGUUAGGACUGCUCUUUGUCUACUCAACGGCAGCUGGCCAUCGUUCAAGCUUGCCCUCAGCACUUCCAGCAAAUCCUGCCCCAACACUGACCAGAAAGCUUUAUAGAACUCUACUAAAAGCCCAUCAGUUCCUGGUGACCCCCUAUUGUCCAUGCUGUUAAGUGCCGACUCUAACUCCAUAAGGGUCAGAGCUCUCUUGCUGACCCCUCAGCUAGAGGGGGGGGGGGACACACAGAGACACAGAGAGCCAGCGAUGCACAGAGAGAGACAGGGAGAAAGAGAGGAAUGGGAUUGAGGAUAGAAAAGGAUCUUGCUUUUGUGAGCUAGACCAGUAUCUGGACUGCACUUUAAUAAGAUCAGAGGAUCUAUAUUUCAGUCAGCCUUGUGUUGAUGAAAUCCUCACCUCCAUUUUUUUAUAAAUUAAAAAUGAAAUUGAUUAAAAAUUCCCAACUUUUCAUCAUAUUACAUUUUUCCCGUUUAAAAAUUCAAGCUACAAUGAGCUACACUUUUAAUAAGACAGUCCUACACAAAUAAAAUGAUUACAAUUUACAUGGGUUUGUAGUCAAAACUUUCAUUUUGCACACGUGUGUGUGUUUGUGUGUGUGUAUUGGCACAACAUGAGAUGAUGAUGAUGAUGAUGAUGAUGAUGAUACAGCAUCUCUCGGGGUACAAAGCAGGAGAAUAAUUCAGCAGAUAGGUCAGAGAUACCUUCACCUGUCAGUCCUGUUCCUUUCAGCUGUCUGUCUCUUAAUCACACAGAUUUAUUCUCUCCAUUCUGUUCAUCCUUUUACUGAGAGACAUGGACAGGAGGAGUGACAGGUUUAUUUCCUAGCAUGCACCUGGUCAUGCAGCAGUGCUGCUCAGGUCAAAUGUCAUGAUGAGUGACAUGAUGAUACGAGUCUUACUGUGUGUGUGUGUGUGUGUGUGUGUGUGUGUGUGUGUGAGCACGCUGUACUUGAGGCUGAUGAGAAGUGUCUGUUCAGUCUCUGCCUGCUUGCUUGCCUGCCUGUCUGUCUCUCUUUUUCUGUCUGUCUGUCUCUUUUUCUGUCUGUCUGCCUGCCUGUCUGUCUCUCUUUUUCUGUCUGUCUGCCUGCCUGUCUGUCUCUUUUUUCUGUCUGCCUGCCUUCCUGUCUGUCUCUUUCUGUCAGUCUGCCUGCCUUCCCGUCUGUCUGUCUCUUGUUCCUUUAUACAUUGACUGUCUUGCUUCCCCUUCUGUCUCUCUCUCUCUCUCUGUAUUGCAUUUCUCUCUCUCUCUCUCAUACUCUUUGUGCAUGUCCCUCUGCUUGUCUUUUUUUUUCUUUUCUUUUCUGCUUGUCUCUACUUGUCACUGUGUGUGUGUGUUUUUUGUACUGUUGUGUGUGGUUCCUGCAGUGCGGAGAAGGUGAGACAGGCCGUGUCAAUCACAGCAUUUGAACCAGAAGGUUGUGGAGCAGUAGAGCUGGCAGUAGAUUUGAUGCAGGUGCUGUGAACACGCCGAGUGCACGUGCAGUGGGAGUGACCGGCCGGGUCUGGGCGGGUCACAGGAGACAGGGAGCGUGUCUUUAAUGACGUGUCCGGCUCGGUGUCUCUGGCCUGGGUGGGAGACGGCACAGGGGUGCUGCUGGUCCUCACCACGUAUCAGUUGCCGCUGUUCAUGUUCCGCUUUAGUGAGCCCAAACUCUACAGGAGUGAAGACCACGGGAAGACUUUCCAGGACAUCACAGAUCUCCUGAACAACACCUUCAUCAUGACCCAUUUUGGCAUCGCCAUUAGCCCAGACAACUCGGGAAAGGUGAUCCUCACAGGUCAUUUGUCGGAGGGAAAAGGCUCGAGAAUUUUAUGCUCGUUGGAUUUCGGGAAGAGCUUCACCCCCUCUGACCUGCCCUUCCAAGUGCUGACGCAGAUCAGCUACAACCCGGAAAACAACAGCAUGCUCGCGGUUAUUAGCACAGUGUAUGACCUGUGGCUCUCUGAGGACUUUGGGCUCCACUGGAAGAAGAUUCACGACGCAGUGUGUCUGGUGAAAUGGGGGACUGCUGAUACUCUGUUUUUCACCACAAACCCAAACGGUUCCUGUAGUGAAAAAGGCAUGCUGGAUUUAAAGAAGACCACAGAUUUUGGCCGAAGCUUUAAGAAGAUAGGGAGCAGGAUUUACUCGUUUGGCCUGGGUGGCCGUUUUCUCUUCGCUUCCGUCAUGUCCGCCACGAGGUCGAUGCGCAUGAUUCAUGUGUCUGUGGAUCAGGGUGAGGUUUGGGACAUGGCCCAGCUGCCCGAUGUGGGACAUGAACAAUUUUACUCUAUACUUUCUUCCAAUGAUGACAUGGUGUUUGUGCAUGUGGAUGAACCAGGAGACUCGGGGAUGGGCAUAAUCUACGUGUCUGAUUCCCGGGGCAUCGUCUUCUCCAAAUCCCUGGAGCAUCAUCUUUACACCUCCACGGGUGGUGAAACUGACUUCACUGUCGUUAGCUCGCUCAGGGGCGUCUACAUGACCAGCGUGCUGGCUCACGAUGGUUCUGUUCAAACGGUGAUAACGUUCAAUCAGGGAGGAAAUUGGAGGCCUCUGAAGAAACCUUGGAACGCAGAGUGUGACUCCACUGCAAAGGAUCCGGACAUUUGUAGUCUGCAUAUUCACGCCUCCUACAGCACAUCCAUGAGGCUCAACGUGCCGAUGCUGCCACUGACUGACCACAGUGCUGUCGGACUCAUCCUUGCUCACGGCAGCGUGGGGGACGCGGUAUCCGUCUUGUCUCCUGAUGUUUACGUGUCUGAUGACGGUGGGUACACGUGGACACGAGCACUCAAAGGACCGCAUCAUUAUGCCAUCCUAGACUCAGGAGGAGUGCUGGUGGCUGUGGAGCACAACCCCAUCCAGCCUAUCUCGCAGAUCAAGUUUUCCACAGACGAGGGCCAGUGCUGGCAUGCUCAUAACUUCACAGACACUCCGCUGUACUUCACGGGUUUGGCCUCGGAGCCUGGAGCUCGGUCUCUGAGCCUCAGCCUGUGGGGUUACAGACAGCCUGUGUUCAGUCAACACUUAGUGUCCAUCACUAUAGACUUCCACCAGCUGCUCACCAGAGACUGUGGGGAGGAGGAUUACGUGCAAUGGCUUGCCCACUCUGAUAACACCGGCGGCCCGGAUGAUGGAUGUCUGCUGGGAUAUAAAGAAAAAUAUUUACGGCUACGCAAAGACACUGUGUGCCGCAACGGGAAGGACUUCGUCAUCACCAAGCAGCCCACACCAUGUCCCUGCACUCUGGAGGACUUCCAUUGUGAUUUUGGCUACUACCGUGUCAUGAACAGCUCGGAGUGUGUGGAACAGCCAGAGCUGAAGGGUCAAUCACUCGAGUUCUGCCUGCAUGGCCGUAAAGAACAGCUCCAAACCAGCGGUUACAGAAAGAUCCCAGGAGAUCGGUGUGAAGGAGGGACACAGCCGGAGAGAAAAGUGAUUGACCUGAGCAAGAAGUGUGUCAGUAGCCUGCUCAGUGCAGAUUUUCUGUCUCAGUCAGGAAGCGUGGCUCCUGUAGUGUCUGUCAUCAUCCUCCUUCUGCUCCUCUGUGCCGUGGCUGGGGUCCUGCUGGUCAAGAAGUACGUGUGUGGAGGAAGGUUCCUGGUGCACCGCUAUUCAGAGAUGCAGAGGCAUGUGGAAGCUAAUGCCAUUGAGGGUGUGGACGACGUGGACACUACAGAGGCAGACAAGACGAAUUACAAUUACGACUCAGAUGAGGACCUUCUGGCUGGAAACUGAGGCAGAAAAUUCUCAGGUAAAUGUUAUACCCUAUGUGGAGAUAAUGACCUGGACCUGUUUACUGAAGAGUGUAGACAUUUUUUUCCAAAUUAAUUGGUUCCAGCCACUGGACAGGAGGCAAUUAGCAGAUUUUUGUAAUUUACUUUUAUUUGUUUUUUUGGAGACGCCUCUUCUUUCCUCAGCGAGUCUGAUUUUUGAGAAAUUUUAAGGACUGGACUUUGACAUGGAAAAUUUCCAGUGCCCAGUGUUCUUUAGGCUGAUGAACACAAAAGAGAUGGUGUUUUUAAAAAGCAUGUGAUUUUACGACAAACAAAACAAAUUUCAAAAUGUUUCCCUGUACUGAGAAAGAGCUUAAAGUUUCAGUAGAAAAGGUGUAAAGGUAAAUAUAAUUACAAUACAAUUUCCAGUAUCAGUCUCGCCGUACAUUUUCUCAUUCUUCCUUCUUGUAAGGACUGAAUCAUUCAUGAAUAAACUUUUAUUGACAGCAAUAUAUUCAUAUAUUUUAGAAACGUUAAUUAGACUUCCAUUUAUAAAUGAAUUCAGCAGGAACAAGCUUUCAGUUUCCUUCUCAAUGCAGGGAAAAAAGGAUGACGCAAAAAAAACACUGAAUUAUUUUUUCACAUAUUCUUCAAAUGCAAACUGUUGUGUGUGAAAGGGAGUAAGACCAAAACAGCUCUCUUUUAACCAUCAUUGGACCUGGUACAAGCUUAUGAGCACCUUAGAGUUGGGAUUGAUGCACCAGUGCCAUUUCCUGUAUUUUUUUUAUUUACAUGUUAAUCUUCAGCUUGAGUUUAUUAAGACAGUAUUACAACACAAUAACAGUUCACUAAGCUAAGGGUUCAAGGAGUCUAUUCAUGUUUGUACAGGCUAGACAAAGCUAAAUGGAUUUGUUGUGCAACGAUUGUGGUCAUUCAACUUAAUUAUGAUACACAAGAUUGGGGGAGGCAGCGGCUAGCCAUUUUGCAUCACUUCUAGCUCUUUCCAUGUCCUUGGACGAAUGUUUUUUCACACCUGCACUCUGGGGUCUUUUAUUGAUGACCCACUGAGCUCAUAAGCUAGGAGUUUCUAAGCAGUUGUUCAGUGCACUGGCAAAAACAAAAUGCUCCUGAUGGCAUAAGAUUAUGAUUUUUUUGCAUGAUUUUGUAGUAAUAAGUGAUUUACGAUAAAGGGAGUUUGAGAACUUAUGUUUUUACUACACAAAGCUAUCAUUACUUUUCGUAGCAAUAAUUAAUCUAACGGCUGCUUGUCUAAUCAUAGCUAUGGCACAAUGUAGCGCCCUGGGAGGAUUGUGCAUCAAUGCAAUGUGUGUGUGUGAAUGCGUGUAAUUUGCUCAAGAACAGAGACACUUAUGUUUCAGAUUUUAUGCCAGUCGGGAAAUGCAACCCAAAAGGCCAGUCGAUGUAACAGUGCACAGAUUUGUCAGGAGGGCUUUCGCCCAAAAAAUUUAUGUGAAUACGGUAUGUUUUAUGGUACUCCUUUUUUGUUUUUUUGUUUUUUUUUGUUUUAAAGGUACAUGUCUCAGGGCCCUGGUUUUCACUUUCAGCUUCAAAAUGUGACGAGAAAAAGCUUGAGUGAGUCUCAGUGUUAGGAUUGCUGGAAAGGAUUUGUCACUAUUCAGUAUUUUAAUGCUACUGGGGUAAUUCACAGAAUUUUCCAGCACCUGUCUUUGAAUGUAAGGGGAAUAAACAUGACGUUUUCAUUCCAGAGCUGUAAAUAAAAUAUGUACAGAUAAGCUACUGUUCAUAACUACAUUUAAUGUUUGACAUCUGAGUCUCAAAAGCCCAACAAAAAUGUAAAGCCUUGAUUUGAGAGCCUUUUAUUGUCCUUUAUUUUUCUUUUCUUUUUUUUCCAAUCAGAAUAAAGAAUUUCAGACCUUUUA
Hemibagrus wyckioides is the source of this 10450-nucleotide messenger RNA. It is a transcript of the gene sort1a, whose product is annotated as sortilin 1a. Gene Ontology annotation, cellular component: Golgi apparatus; membrane. The coding region runs from base 6481 to 8571 and encodes 696 amino acids. Lineage: Eukaryota; Metazoa; Chordata; Actinopteri; Siluriformes; Bagridae. The record is from RefSeq and is a predicted model, not a curated record. The transcript is spliced from 21 exons. Gene Ontology annotation, molecular function: protein binding. Gene Ontology annotation, biological process: Golgi to endosome transport; vesicle organization; endocytosis.